This is a messenger RNA of Arachis duranensis, 435 nucleotides long. RefSeq names its product protein ALP1-like. Bases 1 to 435 code for a protein of 144 amino acids. The record is from RefSeq and is a predicted model, not a curated record. The transcript has 2 exons. NCBI's taxonomy places the organism in Eukaryota, Viridiplantae, Streptophyta, Magnoliopsida, Fabales, Fabaceae.
AUGUUUUUACAUAUUAUAGCACAUGACGUCAAAAUUAGAGUAAUAAAGAGACAAUUUGUGAAAUCUGAAGAAAUAAUUAGUAGGCAGUUUAAUGAUGUAUUGCUUGCUAUUUUGAUAUGUCAUAAUCUCUUAUUGAAGAAAUAUCAACCAUUUAGCCAGGAUAAAAUGGAUGAACGAUGGAAAUGGUUUAAGGAUUGCCUAGGAGCCUUAGAUGGUACUCAUAUCAAAGUCAAUGUCCUUGAGGCUGAUAAGUCUAGAUAUCAUAACAGAAAAGGUGACAUAACAACCAAUGUGCUUGGAGUGGUUGCUCCCGAUAUGCAAUUUAUCUACGUAUUGACAGGUUGGGAGGGUUCAGCUGCAGAUUAUAGGGUAUUGCGAGAUGCACUAUUUCGCAAUGGGUUUAGUGUUCCCCAAGAUAUUUUAUUGAGACUUUAA